UCUGAGUCGGUGACACAUGAAGGAUGAAGACUGACUAACCAACCUCAAUACUGAGAGAGAGUGAGAGAGAGAGAGAGAGAGAGAGAGAGAGAGAGGGAAAGAGAGCAGUUGGGAGGAAUGGAGUUAUGAUUAAAAAUUUCACUCAGUUUUACAAGUGUCGCUACUAACGAACAAAAAUGCAUCAGCCCUGGGUCUGGAUCACGCUCUACCUGCUCUGCACAAGUGUAGUUUAUGGUGGGAAAGUGCUUGUUUAUCCAGUGGACGGGAGCCACUGGGUGAACAUGAAGGUCAUUAUUGAGGAACUACAUUCAAGGGGCCACGAGGUCUCUGUUGUGCGAACGUCAGACAGCUGGUACAUCAAGGAAACCUCCCCAUUCUAUACUUCAAUUACAAUUGAUAUUGAGUCUGGAUUUGAUGAAGACUUUAUAAUUACAUUUAUGACCCAGUUGUUUAAAAUCCAGAGGGAGGGAAAGUCUGCCUGGACACGUUUUAAACUGGAAAUGGAAUCAGGACAAGCGGCCUCUGAGAUUCAUGAGAAAACAUGCAAAAUGCUUGAGCUGCUUUUUGAAGACAAAGAUCUGAUACGGUCUCUACAGGAUGCAAAAUAUGACCUUUUCCUGACGGACCCCAUUACACCAGGGGGUGUUAUACUUGCCCACUACUUAAGGUUACCACUUGUUUUCAAUGUCAGAUGGACUAGUCAUGGUGAAGGCCAUUUUUCAAUUGCGCCCUCUCCUCUCUCUUAUGUUCCACUGACAGGGACUGAACUUUCAGAUAAAAUGACUUUUCUUGAGAGACUUACUAACAUGAUCGUAUUUGGCUUCACAAAAUAUCAAAUUGCACAUUAUAUCACGCCACAUUAUGUUGGCUUUGUUAAAAAAUAUUUAGGUCCAGAUGUAGACUACAUCUCCCUCUUCCAGGCAGCAGACCUGUGGCUCAUGAGAGUGGACUUUGUGUUUGAGUUUCCUCGUCCCACCAUGCCUAAUGUUAUCUAUAUGGGAGGGUUCCAGUGUAAACCUGCAAAACCUCUGCCUCAACACUUGGAGGAGUUUGUCCAGAGUUCAGGGGAACAUGGAGUCAUCAUUAUGUCUCUGGGGACUUUAAUUGCAGAGCUUCCCCAUGACUUAGCUGAUGAGAUAGCUGCAGCUUUUGCCAAGUUACCCCAGAAAGUCAUCUGGAGGUAUAAAGGUGACAGACCAGCCACUCUGGGCAACAACACUCGACUAGUUGACUGGAUGCCACAGAGUGACCUUUUAGGACAUCCUAAGAUGAAACUAUUUGUAAGUCAUGGAGGAACAAACAGCGUUCAAGAAGCAAUCUACCAUGGAGUUCCUAUACUAGGGCUUCCAUUGAUUUUUGAUCAACGUGAUAAUCUAUUAAGAAUUGAAAUAAGAGGAGCAGGAAAGAUAAUUGAUAUUUUUACUAUGAAUCACGACAUCUUUCUCCAGGGUAUUCAGGAAGUCCUGAAUGACCCCUCCUACAGGAUGAACAUGCAGAGACUCUCCAGGCUGCACAGAGAUCAGCCAAUGAAGCCGCUGGAUAGAGCCCUCUUCUGGAUAGAGUUUGUCAUGAGACAUAAAGGAGCAGCUCACCUGAGAACAGAGUCCUACAAACUGCCCUGGUAUUCCUACCACUCUGUAGAUGUGAUGCUCUUCUUAGUUGGAGUUGUGCUGAUUAUUCUUGGUACUUUUGCUGCUUUUAUAAAGUGUUUAUGUUCCAAGCUGUGUCUGAGAACAAAAAGUAAAUGUGAUUAACAAAAAAAAUCUAAGUAGUGUUAAACUGUAGAUAAUCUAAACUACAAAUUCGCGACCAUAUGAUAGUUAUUUGAACUGUGAUUAUAGGGAUAACAGAAAUACACCUCCAGUGAGCUGCAAAAACAUAGUUUGAUUCUCCUAAAAAAAGAAAGUGCUCAUUGAGUGCUUUAUAAUUCUUGUUUUAUUGACAGUGAACAACAAAUAUGUUUAAAACUGAUUAUAUUUGACUCACUAUAUUCUUACACUAUUGUCAUUUCACAGAACCAGUGCUCUGGAUAAACAAACUGUAAUAGUCUUAACAGCAAGAUCCAUCCUAGACAUCCUAGAAUGUGACCCAAGUUUGAAUCAUUUGUCAUCCUCUGGACCUCGUUUUUGCUUCAAAAGAGUCAAAAAUGUCAGAGAUACUGUUGUCAGUUCUUUGUAAAAGGAACCUGCACAAACUAAUUGUGGAAAAAUAAUGUGGAAAAUGUGCACACUGUUCAAACACAUUUGAUACCAAGACAUUUAAUCACCCUCAUUUUGGAAAGAAAUAUGAUAUAAAAGAAAUCAUUAACUGUCUCUCUACACAUGUCAUUUACAUCUUGAAAUGCCCAUGUGGCUUAAUGUACGAAGGCCAAACAAAGUGCCAUCUCAAACUGAGAGUUGCUGAGCAUAAGGUUGCCAUUAGAAAUGGAAAUAUGGAUUAUGCCAUUGCGAGACACUACAAGGAGAAAAACCAUCAGUCGGCUACUUCCUUCAAACUUAGUCCAAGAGGUGGUAAUUUGAUUAACAAGCUCUUAAGAAGGGAGGCAUUUUGGAUUUAUGAACUGAAUACUAUUGAACCUUAUGGACUUAAUGAAACACUGGAUUUGAGUUUUUAUCUGUGAUAUGUAAAUAUUAACUUGUAUCUCUCUCCACAGGCUAUUUGGACUCUUAGGGAAAGAUGAACCACUAGUUCCCCUGGUAUUCACCAUUCCCAUUUAGUGGUUUAGAGGGACAGCUGUAGGAUUGAUAGUCUAUUCUGCUAAGGAAAUUUAGCUCAUCCUAUUCAGUCAGUUGUUGACGGGUGAUAGUCUUUCUAAUGAAGUUUAAAUUAUGUAAAAUGGUGUAAUUCUUGUAACUCUGUGUAAUAUUAAUCAUGUCAUGUUUUUUGAAAUACGUUUUUUUAUUGUCAUGCCCUUUUUUAAAAUGCUCACUUUGAAAAAAUGUAGACUGUGAUAAUUAGUCAUGUGACUCAGAUGUAUUUAUCACACCUGUGAGUACUCAUGCAAUUGUGAUGAGCAAACCUGAAAAAGCUACAGGCAAAACCUGUUGUUUGCUCCUAAUAAAGUCACAGUCAAGUCGU
Messenger RNA from Thunnus maccoyii (southern bluefin tuna), 3078 nucleotides. Its product is annotated as UDP-glucuronosyltransferase 2B17-like. NCBI's taxonomy places the organism in Eukaryota, Metazoa, Chordata, Actinopteri, Scombriformes, Scombridae. The record is from RefSeq and is a predicted model, not a curated record. The coding region runs from base 177 to 1754 and encodes 525 amino acids. Gene Ontology annotation, molecular function: UDP-glycosyltransferase activity. The transcript is spliced from 2 exons.